Messenger RNA from Humulus lupulus (European hop), 1809 nucleotides. RefSeq names its product (R)-mandelonitrile lyase 1-like. The coding region runs from base 67 to 1743 and encodes 558 amino acids. Lineage: Eukaryota; Viridiplantae; Streptophyta; Magnoliopsida; Rosales; Cannabaceae. The transcript has 4 exons. Gene Ontology annotation, molecular function: oxidoreductase activity, acting on CH-OH group of donors; flavin adenine dinucleotide binding. The record is from RefSeq and is a predicted model, not a curated record.
UCCCCCAAUGCAAUUAAACCUUAUAUCAAUUUUGUGGCUUUCAAAGUUCAAAGACAGAACAAAAAAAUGGUGUCGGUUUCUCUAUCCCUAUUUACUCUGCUAAUAUUUUUAACUUGUUUUCAUGAAAAACAGCAGGUUGUGGGAACUGAUCAUGACUUUAGUUAUAUGAAAUCAGUCUACAAUGCAACUGAUCUACCAUUAGUGGAAGAAUAUGACUACAUCGUGAUCGGAGGAGGGACAACAGGAUGCCCUUUGGCAGCAACUCUAUCAGAAAAAUACUCAGUUCUUGUCCUUGAAAGAGGCAACGUUCCUAAAGCUCAUCCCAAUGUGUUCGUUGCAUCUGGAUUUGUGGCUAAUCUCAUCGAAGAAGAUGAUGGUGAUACGCCGGUGCAGAGGUUCACGUCAGAGGAAGGCGUGGAGAACGCAAGGGGUAGGGUUUUGGGAGGAACAAGCAUGAUAAAUGCCGGUUUGUUUUCGGAAGCUGACAACGAUUUCCUUGCCAAGUCUGGUGUGAAAUGGAACAUGGAUGAGGUUGAGAAGGCUUAUGAGUGGGUGAAGAAGAAGAUAGUGUCAUAUUCCAAUUUGUCAGUUUGGCAAUCUGCGGUGAAAGAGGCUUUGUUGGAAGCUGGUGUUGGUCCUGACAAUGGAGUCACUACAAAACAUAAGCUUGGAACUAAACAAUCUGGUUCUACUUUCGAUGAUAUGGGGAGAAGACAUGGAGCUGUGGAGUUGCUCAAUAAUGGAGACCUCAAUAACUUAAGAAUUGCAAUUCAUGCCCACGUGAACAAAAUUAUCUUCUCCACUAAAUUUCCAAAUACAACUGCUAUUGGAGUUAUAUAUACUGAUACAAAAGGAAGGCCUCACAAGGCAUUGAUACGCAAUAAAGGAGAAGUAAUACUAAGUGCAGGUGCACUUGGCAGCCCUCAACUUUUGCUACUAAGCGGAAUUGGUCCUCAAUUAUACUUAUCAUCAAACCAUAUUCCCAUAGCCCACGACCAACCCAAUGUUGGAAAAUUCAUGGCUGAUAUUCCACGUAACAGCAUUAAUCUCAUAAUCCCAUUCCCAUUUGAAAGUUCACCAGUACAAAUUGUUGGAAUUACUAAUGAUUAUUUCAUAGAGACCGUGUCUAGUAGUGUGCCAUUUUCUCCAACUACGUUACCGUUUGGCUUAUACCCUAAACCAAUCACUCCAACACAAUUGAGUCUAGGAGCCCUAAUUGGAAAAAUUGUGGGGCCCUUAUCAACUGGUUCACUCUGGUUGGAUUCCAACACUGAUGUGAAAGCCACACCACAUGUUCGGUUCAAUUACUUCUCUGACCCGAUUGACCUUGCACACUGUGUUAGUGCAAUGAGGAAGUUCAACGAGUUGCUGAAAACUAAGUCAUUGGAUCGAUUUAAGUACACAGAUUUGAAUGGUGUUAGGGAUUUCAAGUUCUUGGGGCCUCCUUUACCGACCAACAAGUCUGAUGAUUCGUCCAUGGAAGACUAUUGUCGAAGCUCGGUUACUACCUUUUGGCAUUAUCAAGGAGGGUGUGUAGUAGGGAAGGUUGUUGAUAGUGAUUUUAAGGUUAUUGGGACAAAUUCACUUCGAGUUGUUGAUGGAUCAACUUUUAUUAUAUCUCCUGGGACCAAUCCUGAGGCCACUUUAAUGAUGAUUGGCCGGUAUGUUGGACUAAAGAUGCUAAACGAAAGACAGACUAAAAUUAGAAAGCUCGUGAAAUUUCCAAUUACAUAUUCUAAUUAAAUAUAUUUUUGCCUUCAAUUUUGCAAAAAGCAUAUCUAUAAUAUUCUUUGAUCGCGCUUAUUAUUA